AUGUUACCACCAAUAGUUCUAGAAAACCAGAAGAUAAGAUUUUCUGGAACGACUCCUUUUGUCCCAGAAAUUGCAGUGAUGCCAGCAAAGAGGGUAAAGUUCCCUGCUUAUUUGACUUAUAAAGGUGAGACUUGUCCAAAUGCACAUCUCUCAACAUUCAAUAAUGAGAUGGACAUGGAUAGUCACACUGAUGCCAAUUGGUGCAAAAAUUUCAUCGUGACCUUAACGGGGACGACACAAAAAUGGGUCCAGAGUAUACCAGAUGGUUCAAUCGUGAGCUUUGAUAAGCUGACUAAAAAAUUCAAAUGUUAUUUCUCAUCAAGGACUGCCAGAACAAAGCAAUCUAUAGAGAUGAUGAGCAUAAGGCAGGGGAAAGAUGAAUCGUUGAGGAAUUAUGUUUCAAGGUUUGACAAGGAAAGUCUUCAGGUACUAAAUCCUGAAGAGAAUAUUUUAACUUUUGCUUCCAGGCAGGGUUUGAAUUCGAAAAAACCUGAAAGUAAAGCGUUAAAAUUUAGCAAUCAAUGGACGUAUUUGAAGACAAUGAAGGAAGUCGGGGAGUAUGCACAGUUCCAUGUGGACGUUGAAGAUUUCAAAAAGUCAAGGGCAAAAAUUUUCAAUCUGCACAAGGAUGAUACCAAAUGGCAGCGUCCAAUCAAGAGAAAGCUGGCAGGAAAGAAUCCAAACACAUACUGCAAAUUUCAUGAAUGUCCAGGGCAUUGGACUGAAUAUUUUAAAUCUUUAAUGAACAAUAUUGAAGAUCUUAUCCUAAGAGGUUCCUUCCAGCAGUACAAGAAAAGAGGAGAGUCAACAAAAGGACAAGUUGUGGGCGGAUCUACGAGGAGAGAGGAAGCCAGAAACAAGGAAGAGCCAAUUAGAGUUGAUAGAGGUGAUAGACCAAUAAGAGCCACAAGCUAUGCCAAACAUGACAAUUUACGAGAGAGCAUUGCAGAGGGGUGUCAUAUCCUCAUGACAUUUACCAAAGAAAAAGACCCUCUGAUAAUGGUUGUUGACAUUGCUGAUUAG
Molecule: messenger RNA, 1023 nt
Organism: Amaranthus tricolor (Joseph's coat)
Lineage: Eukaryota; Viridiplantae; Streptophyta; Magnoliopsida; Caryophyllales; Amaranthaceae
Exons: 3
Coding region: 1-1023 (340 amino acids)
Source: RefSeq, a predicted model, not a curated record